Sitodiplosis mosellana (orange wheat blossom midge) is the source of this 2450-nucleotide messenger RNA. RefSeq names its product ras-related protein Rab-23 (gene Rab23). The record is from RefSeq and is a predicted model, not a curated record. Lineage: Eukaryota; Metazoa; Arthropoda; Insecta; Diptera; Cecidomyiidae. Gene Ontology annotation, molecular function: GTP binding; GTPase activity. The transcript has 9 exons. The coding region runs from base 1675 to 2343 and encodes 222 amino acids.
GAUCAAAGUACACGUAUAUUUCGAUCGUGGCCACAAAAUUAUACACAACAACAGCAGCAACAACAACGACGACGACGAAAUAAAAAAGAAAACGAAUUCACGUAAAUUCUCUUUCUCUUACAAAAUAUAAUGAUCUUUAGGCUGUAAGACAACGCGCGUAUUCGUGCACAAAAAAGACUUGAAACAUGUAAUAGCGUCGAACAUUCGAUAAAGACAAAAAGCAUAAGUGUUUUUAUUAAGGAUCAAUAAAAAAAGAGGUGAACGAAACGAAGAAGAAGAAGAAAAAAAAUCGACGAAAAAAACGAAUUGAAAUGAAACCAUAAAUAUAAGUGAAUAAAGUACAAACGCACAUUACACGAGUUUCAAUAUCAAUCAAAGCGGUUUAUACAAAUAGAUGUUGUAAAGUGUUGAAAUUGCUCUCUAUCUCGUGUGAUCACAGUGGCAAAAAGAAGCAAAAUCGAAGAAGAAUACAACAAUAAGAAAUAACAUAUACAAUAAACGGAGCAACGACUUUACUAGCGAAUAGCAGCAAUAUCAUCAAAAAAAAAAUAGAAACCAACUGCCAAUUGUGCCAAUUAGAGAAACUACGAAAGAAAAAAUACAGACGAGAUGUAACAAAAUUGUUGGCGAAUUAGUUAUCAUUAAAUGUGUAUCGCGUUUCAAUUUAUAAGCUAAUAAAUUACAUCGACGAUUAAUUGUUCGGAGAAGAGUGCGGCGGCCGAAAAACAAGCCAUUUGCUGCGCAUGAAAAUUCACUUCAAACCAAUUUGGAAGAACAACGAACUGUGAACAACACGAGAGAAGAAAAAAAAACAAGAAAGAGAACAGAGAAAAACAAAUUCGUGAAUGAAAUAAUAAUACGAAUAAUAACCAAAUCCGCUCCAAGUUAAAAGUCGGAACAUGAACUGCACAAUAAAUGAUGCAGUGUGAAAAUCAUAUGUUGGGUGGCGAGACAACAAAAACAAGACGUUUGCAUGCAAUCACUUAAAAUUAUACAUGCCUAAGCACUAACAACUGAAUGAAAGACAGAGUGAAUAGAUGUGGAGACAUCGGUGUACCAUAGUGAUUUUUGUUCAGUGCUGUUUGGUUUACCAUGUAAAUGUGAAUGUGAAUGUGCAUGUGCACACACACCGAUUCAUUUGUUCGACGUCGAUGCAAAAACAUAGAGAGCAAAGAAUGUUUCUAUUAUCAUUUGUGCAAUGUGUCUAUGUAUUUAGGUGCAGAGUUUAAAUGUAAAGACGCAGAAACAAAACAGAAGAAACAAAAAAACAUACCCUCGAAUUACCCUACAAAAUAGAUUUCGUUGAAUGAAUGAAUUGAAUUUGAAUGAACGUUUGAAGAAGUGAAUCCGUUGCACACACACACACACACACACACUCAUACCAAAACGCAACUACAACGCUACUCAGUGCUCACAUACAUAACUCGCUCUUUCGCGCGCGCGAUCAUCGUCAUCAUUGCGAUUCCGCACCAGCGUGGAUUUUUGUUUGCUCUCUCUACGAUAUUUUUCCACAGUCAAAUUUUUAAUUAGACCCCGAAGAAACUUACCAGACGCACGAAGAGCAAAGAAUUAGACGACGAAAACGAAAAAACAGCAGCAGCGGCAGCAGCAACGAAAUAGAUAAAAUAAUUUAAAAGCAACCGAAGUUCAACAAUAACAACAAACAAUAACAUAAUGAGAGAAGAAGAACUAGAGAUAGCAAUUAAGGUUGUCAUUGUGGGCAAUGGAGGCGUUGGAAAGAGCUCAAUGAUCCAACGUUACUGCAAAGGAAUUUAUACAAAGGACUACAAAAAAACCAUAGGCGUUGACUUCUUAGAAAGACAAAUAGAAAUUGAUGGUGAAGACAUUCGUGUUAUGUUAUGGGAUACAGCUGGUCAAGAAGAGUUUGAUGCAAUUACCAAAGCUUAUUACCGUGGUGCUCAGGCAUGUGUUUUGGCGUUUAGCACAACUGAUCGAAUGUCAUUUGAAGCAGUCAAAGAAUGGAAGAUGAAGGUUGAAAAUGAAUGCAGUGAAAUUCCAACCGUGAUUGUUCAGAAUAAAAUCGAUCUAAUGGAUCAAGCCGUCGUUUCACCUGAGGAAGUUGAUCAAUUGGCAAGAAAUUUAGGAUGCCGCCUCAUUCGGACAUCGGUGAAAGAGGAUGUAAAUGUAUCGUCUGUUUUUCGCUACUUAGCAACGAAAUGUCAUCAAAUUAUGAUGCAACAAUACAAUGUAGUGCCAGUUGGACAACCACAAAUUAGUGCGUUUAGUCCGACAUUUACGAAGUCAAAGGGGACAAUAAUUUUGAGACCGUCGAAGAAAGCAUCACGUCGAAAAGCUGUGCUGAAGAAAUGUAGAAUUUUAUAAAUGAAAUGGAAUUGAAUGAUAAAGUAAAAACAAUACUCCUUCAGUCGUGAUAAUUUGACUUGUCAUCUCUCUCUCUCUUCAAUCAAAACUGUUACUACCGAUAAAAA